This is a messenger RNA of Phymastichus coffea, 1952 nucleotides long. RefSeq names its product inactive hydroxysteroid dehydrogenase-like protein 1. Lineage: Eukaryota; Metazoa; Arthropoda; Insecta; Hymenoptera; Eulophidae. Gene Ontology annotation, molecular function: oxidoreductase activity. The transcript is spliced from 4 exons. Gene Ontology annotation, cellular component: endoplasmic reticulum. The record is from RefSeq and is a predicted model, not a curated record. The coding region runs from base 279 to 1226 and encodes 315 amino acids.
CAAUAUCGGUUGCCAUUCUGCCGGAUAAAAGAGGAAUCUGUGAUAAAACUAGUAUUCCAUUAAUUGUGCUCGUCUUCGGCACAGUGCAUAACUUUAUGAGCAAGGCUGAUACAAUAUUUUUAUGAAAUUCGCGUAAUUAUUCAUUGUUCGAUUCCAAUACAAGUGUCCAAGGAUUCGCUCCUUUCACCGCUCAUUCUCUCUCUCUCUCUCUCUCUCUCUCUCUUUCUCGAGCGCGCGUGUUUGUGCAAUGAACGAUUGAAUUGUGCUGUUGUGAAAAAAUGUUGCUGGAAGUGGCACUCUAUCUCGUAGUCGGCCUCAUUAUUUUUUGGGCCCUAUUGGAUCCUGUGAGCCGAGUUGCAAAUGCUGCGUGGGAGAUUCUGUUGCCAAUCUUUGACUCGAAACCCGUUGAGUUGAAAAGUACUUUUGGAGAAUGGGCUGUGGUAACUGGUUCUACCGACGGGAUCGGUAAAGCCUACGCCAAGGAGUUAGCGGCAAGAGAUGUUAAUUUAGUCCUGAUAAGCCGAACGCUUGAUAGGCUUGUAAAGACUAAGGCAGAAAUCUUAGAGGUCAGUCCUAAGGUCGAAGUGAAAAUCAUCUGUGCAGAUUUUAGCAAGGGUGAAGAAGUUUAUACCAAAAUUAAGUCCGAAUUGACGGAUAUUCCUGUCGGAAUUCUAGUAAACAACGUGGGCAAACAGUACACGUAUCCGAUGUACUUAGGCGAGGUACCAGAAGACGAGCUGUGGGACAUAAUAAACGUGAAUGUCGGCGCAACGACGCUGAUGACGCGACUGGUCAUUGACGGCAUGAAGAAACGCGGCAAAGGCGCAAUCGUUAAUAUAUCGUCAGGCUCGGAAUUGCAGCCGUUGCCCCUAAUGACUGUUUACGCGGCUACCAAAGUAUACGUGCGUAGCUUUUCCGAGGCGCUCAGAGCCGAAUACUCGAGAUUCGGAGUUACCAUUCAGCAUCUUACUCCACUCUUCGUCAAUACCAAAAUGAACGCUUUCAGCCAGAGAUUGCAGGUAUCGAGCUUAUUCGUUCCUGAUGCGACGACGUACGCGAAAAAUGCGGUGACGACCCUGGGCAAGGUGAACUCCAGCACUGGAUACUGGGCUCACGGCAUACAGAACUUUUUCACGCUAAUUCCUCCAGUCUGGAUAAGAAUGAGAAUCGGUCAAUUUAUGAAUCAAGUUUUACGUGACGAUUACUUCAAGCAAAAAAACGCUUGAUACAGCAAGCUAUCGAUUUAUUUUUAGAACAAGAUGAGUAUGCUUGUGUUUAAACAACAAGUUAAACAGUCAGUUUAAUGACGUUUAAUUGCAGAUUACUGUUGUUGAAUUUGUAAGUCAAGUUUUCUUUAUAUCAGCGAUAUUCAUGUAAAUUUUAAACAUGCAUGAACUGGAAUCGUAAACUAUUUACCGUUCGACAUGGAGCAUAUAAAAGAAUAACAAGCAUGUAAUUCAUGUAAAAUAUAAUCUGUCAAUAUUAAACACUUGUACUGUAAUUAUGUACUUAAGCAUUGAUAAAUGUUAUUACAUCAAGUCUGUAUAAGGUUUCUUAUUCUUAAUUAAAUCUAAUAACAUGGGUGUAAUAUAAUUAAAAAUAUAUUUUUAAAUUAGUAAGAGCAUAAUCAUGGUAAUGAAUGAAUUGGAAUUGUAAACGUGAAGUUGUUAUGAAUUUAUGAAAUUUACUUCAAACUUUAAAAAAAUAAGUAUUCUAUGACUGAGAAAGUGACUGGAGUAAACUGAAAAUAAUGUAAACGGCAGUUUUCUUGUAACUGUGUUCAUUUUUUGCAUUUGACGUGACGAUUAUUUUUAUCCGUGUAAAUUUGUUUAUUUUAAUAAAAAUCUAAACGUCAAAAAGACAUGACACCAUAUUUUUAAUACACUUUAAUCUACGAUCUAAAGUACCUGCUAUUUACAUCUUUUAGGCCUUCUGUUGUAAAACUACUCUUA